GGGUUCUGUUUCGUCUGUGGAACUAAGUUUUGACAAUGUAGAGAUAAAAAAAAAAAAAAAAAAAAAAAAAAACGAGAAGUGCUUUCUGAGCAGGAGAAACGAAUAUAUGUUUGGUUUUGCGUUAGCUAGCCACGGAGCUAACCAACACAACAAAGGUCCAGUAACAGACAAGCGAUUAUUUUGCACACUUUGGGCCAUUUUCCGUGUUUGGGAUGGUGCUUUCGACCGAAAGACUUUUUACUGUGACGGUUAAAGGGCCGAAGAGCGAGCGUGGUGGACCCGUGUGCUGGCGGACUCUGUUUGGGAGUGGUGCAUUCGAAGUGGACGUUUGUUUUUGUUCUGUGCCCAGCUGACCCAGACGCACUGUUGUAUUUGUUCCAGAAUUUUCGACCCAGUUAACCUGAAUCAAGAGUCAACUGGGUUUGUUUGGGCUGACUCCUAGCCUAGGUGGGCUCAAUUUCGAGACAUUUAGCUUGGUAGCGUGUUAGCUUUGAGCUAGCGCGACACCCCUAAUAGUGUGAAAUCUGCAUACACCGUAAACAGUGGAAAAAAGUUCGGGAUCAUGGACCAUCUGUGCAUCAGAUCUACUGAGUGAUCUACUUCUGGCUAAGGGGUUCGUGGACAUGCGAUCUGUGAGGCAGGUUUGACUGAUCCAGGUACAAUCAGUAACUUUAAAAUAAGGAUUGUUUUGGAAACGCAGGAAACUCAGAACACGAAGCAUUUCAUGGUGAUCGUUCAGCAUGAUGAUCCUGAGCAGAAAACCAGAUGGUCCAGUCACUGCAGCUCGACAUGGGGACGGUCUGUACGACUCUUACAUGCGCACAGACCACAUCGUGAACGAGGAAGUUAACCCAAAUGAGCACAGCCCCCCCGGACUGCCCCCACUGCUUAAACCCACGGGUGUGAACAAGGCAACGAUGAGGGAUCACUUCGGGGUUCGAGGAGGACAAAUGAAAGUAAAGUACUUGUACGAGGACUCGUAUACUCGUAAGACCAAUGGAGUGAGCCACCACAAUAGCAUUAGCCAACCUCCUGCCAAGCCCCAAUCUGUUCUCUCCAAAGAUCGGAGCGUUGAGAGCAACAGUUCAGCCAGGUCGACUGAAAGCUCCCUAAAGCCAACAAAGCCUGGGGAGCACCUCACCCCCGAGCAGGCACUGAAGCAGUACAGACAACAACUGACAUCGUUAGAACAACAAGAGAUUCUCGGUUAUUCUGAAAUCUACUUCGUGGGACCAAAUUCCAAGAAAAGACAAGCAGUUCCUGGAGGAUCUAACAACUCUGGUUAUGAUGAUGACCAGAGUGGGUACGUCCACGUGCCUCACGACCACAUCGGCUAUCGCUACGAGUUCCUAAAAGUCAUCGGUAAGGGGAGUUUCGGCCAGGUGGCAAAAGUCUACGACCAUAAGCUGCACCAGCAUCUCGCUCUAAAAAUGGUGCGCAACGAGAAACGCUUCCACCGGCAAGCAGCGGAGGAGAUCCGGAUCCUCGAGCACCUGAAGAAACAGGACAAAACGGGUAGCCUGAACGUCGUCCAUAUGCUCGAGAACUUCACCUUCCGCAAUCACAUCUGCAUGACGUUCGAGCUGCUGAACAUAAAUCUCUACGAGCUCAUCAAGCGCAAUAAGUUUCAGGGCUUCAGCCUGCCCUUGGUGCGCAAGUUCGCCCAUUCUAUCCUGCAAUGUCUGGAGGCUCUGCAUCGCCAGAAGAUCAUCCACUGUGACCUGAAACCGGAGAACAUUUUACUCAAACAGCAGGGGCGGAGCGGCAUCAAGGUCAUCGACUUCGGCUCCAGCUGCUUCGACCACCAGCGCAUUUACACCUACAUUCAAUCCCGAUUCUACCGGGCUCCCGAGGUCAUCCUAGGAUCACGCUACGGCAUGCCCAUAGACAUGUGGAGCUUUGGCUGCAUUUUGGCCGAGCUCUUAACGGGCUACCCGCUAUUUCCAGGUGAGGAUGAGGGUGACCAGUUGGCCUGUAUGAUGGAGCUACUGGGCAUGCCUCCUCAAAAGCUUCUGGACCAGGCCAAGCGUGCCAAGAACUUCAUUAACUCCAAAGGCCACCCUCGUUACUGCACAGUGUCCACGCUCAGCAACGGCACCCUGGUGCUGAACGGGAGUCGGUCCCGGCGAGGCAAGAUGCGAGGUCCUCCGGCAAGCAAGGAGUGGGUGACCGCUCUGAAGGGCUGCGAUGACCCGACGUUCAUUGACUUUCUGAAGAAAUGUUUGGACUGGGAACCCAGCACGCGCAUGACGCCGGUCAUGGCAUUGAGACACCCCUGGCUCUACAAGCGCCUGCCCAAGCCUGUACCGGGAGUGGAGAAGGUCGUGGUGGCCAAGCGGACUAACGAGCACGCUACCUCCUUUCCGAGCAUCAUCUCGAAGGUUCCGCCGGUAAUGAACCCCACGAAUAACAAACUGAGGUCCAGUAUGAUCGGGGAUUCUAACGGAAGUAUACCGCUGCGCACUGUGCUACCCAAGCUCGUUUCAUGAGUCGAUUCUUUAACUACUCAGGGAUUAAGACGACAUCGUAGCAACGUUUUUAAAAGUGGAUUUGCGCUUCUAAAAAAAUGGGUGACAAUACUCGGUGUUUUGAUGACACUGCAGGAUGUAUAAAAAAAUGAUGGUAGUUUGAGAAUACUGUGGUUUCUUUAUACUGCCUUUUAAUAAUUUAGCUUUUUACAUUGGUUUUUACAGUUUAUCUUAUUGGAACGGAUUU
Trichomycterus rosablanca is the source of this 2715-nucleotide messenger RNA. RefSeq names its product dual specificity tyrosine phosphorylation regulated kinase 3 (gene dyrk3). The record is from RefSeq and is a predicted model, not a curated record. Gene Ontology annotation, molecular function: protein serine/threonine/tyrosine kinase activity; ATP binding; protein serine/threonine kinase activity. Lineage: Eukaryota; Metazoa; Chordata; Actinopteri; Siluriformes; Trichomycteridae. Gene Ontology annotation, biological process: cytoplasmic stress granule disassembly; peptidyl-threonine phosphorylation; peptidyl-serine phosphorylation. Bases 741 to 2489 code for a protein of 582 amino acids. Gene Ontology annotation, cellular component: cytoplasm; nucleus; cytoskeleton. The transcript has 3 exons.